GCCGCCUGUCUGCAGCCCAGCUGGCAGCAAGGAAGCUUCCUGGGCUAGCCUGGCAGUGUGUCGCCUGCUGUUGUGACGAAAGUAACGGUGACCCAUGGCCAUCUAGCUUCUGCGUCCCAUAUUUUUACUAUUCGAUAAGUGUACAGUAAAAUAGCCGCGCUGGAUUCCCAAAAGGAAAACUUUUUCGCAGUUUUCAAGCGUAGAAUGUGGAUUACUGGGAAGGUGGACCAUACUUCGCAGAAAGAGCAGAUCUUCACAGACUUGUACAAUGAGUGUAAGAAUAUUGCACCUGGAGCUCGUCUCUCCUACAUGCUGCGGACCAGGUUGGAACGCCUUCAGAGGGAGGACAGACGUGAGGUGGUGACUCGCACAAGGGAUGGUUGUGCACCCUUGUUUGUGGCCUGCAAAAGGGGUAAUGUGGAAGUGGUUGAAUACCUUAUCAGCACCUGCAGUGCGGACGUGGAGCAGAGAGGUCUUUAUGAAGUGCCUGAUGACCGAUCAAUUCACAACGUGACACCACUAUGGUGUGCCUCAGUGGCGGGCCGCUUGGCCGUGGUGAAGUGCCUGGUGCAGCAUGGGGCAGAUGUGAACAGUGUAUCAGACACAGGGUCCACUCCUGUCCGUAGCGCCUGUUUCAUGACACAUUUAGAUAUUGUGACAUAUUUAGUAGAGAAUGGAGCUGACAUAUCUAAACCAAAUUAUAAUGGUGGUACUUGCCUUAUCAAUUCUGUGCAGAGUGUGAAACUAUGUGAGUAUUUGCUAAUGCACAGAGCAGAUGUCAAUGCCCAGGAUAUCCAGAACAAAACAGCAUUGCAUUAUGCUAUCCAGGAGCAUCGCUUUGAAACCACACGAUUAUUGCUUGAAGCUGGAGCUGAUCCCCACCUCACCAGCCGGUAUCGAGAUGAUGCCUUACAAACAGCCUGUAUCAAGGGAGCAUUUCAGAUUUUUGAGUAUCUGAUAGAAAAAGUUUCAUAUCCACCCAAUCGGGUUGCAGAUGGUUAUGAACUUCUAGGUACCACCUUCUUGGAUGAGCAUCAUGACAUUCAGGCUGCCCUCCAGUACUGGCGUCGUGCAGCAACUAUCCGUGCAGCUGCUGGUGUAUCAAAAGUUGUUCUACCUGCCCGCUCUAAUUAUCAGAAUGCAAUUGAGUUCAGGACUGUGGAAGAGCUAGAGGCAGUGGCCACUGAUCUUAACAGCUUAAGGACACAGAGUUUACUUAUUUGUGAACGUAUCCUAGGCACAGCACACAAGGACAUGAUCUUUAGACUCAUGUACCGAGGUGCAGCUUAUGCUGAUUCCUUACAGUAUCAGAACUGCAUUGACCUUUGGCUGUAUGCCCUGGAAUUGCGAAUCCGUCGUGACACACUUCUUUUCAACGAAACCUGCUUCACUGCACAAGCUCUGGUGCGCCUCUACCUAGACAUGAUAGACAAACACAGUUCAGGGGUCAUGCAGGACACUGUUGCCUUCAGAGAUGCUUAUCGCACCCUGAGGUUAUUGAUAGAUCAACUACCAAGUUGCAUGGAGCUAUUGCGUCUCCAGCCUGUCCACAAGAGACACCAGAGUAACUUUGACCACAUGUUGAAAGUAGUGACCCAUAUGUUGUUUGUCUUACUGCACAUCCCCCAUGCAGAGGAGCAACGGGAAGAAGCAGUCACAAUGGUUAAAGGAGUCGUUCGCCUAGACCCCCGUACCUGCCAGGGAGGUCAUUCUCUUCUACAUUUAGCAGCCAUGAAAACAAAUGUGCUCAAUAACCAUGCCCUGCUAGAGGAUGACCAUAUGACACCCUUCCCCUCUGUAGCAGUGGUCAGCUUUCUACUGGAGUGUGGUGCUCCUGUCAAUGCCACUAAUGACAAGGGCUCCUCACCACUCUUCAUGGCUUCCCAGGACCUGCUCUUCAAACAAGAGAUUGUGGAAGUGUUGCUGAAGGCUGGGGGCCACGUGGACCAAGUGACGGCUUCCGGUGAUCGACCCAGCAAGAAUCUACGUCUCAACCCCAAGUGUCAUAUUAGCAUUCUCAACUACACGUCUCUCAAGUGUCUGGCAGCGAGGGUCAUCCAGAAACACCGCAUCCCGUACGCCGGCGAGGUGCCAAAACACCUCGAGGCCUUCGUGAAGAUGCACUAACAUUACCAUUUAUUUUCCUGAGUCCAGCCCUUCUGAUUUCCUGCUAUCACUUACUAGAGGUGAUAGUGUUUCGAAGGAUGAUAUUUAUUAUGCACCUUACUAGUCACGUGCUGAAGCAUUGCAGAGUGCCGUCCUGAAUCUCCAGACGAAAUACACUCACUGUACAGUGCCAGCCGACAAGUACCAAACAUUGUCUGUACUCUUGUGGAACUGUAGAUUAUGAGAAAGAUUAACCCAUAAUUGUGAUAACAAUGUUAUUAUCAUUCAUUGUUCUCUGGUGAAGUAAUAGCUUUUUCGGGAAGAGUGAUAAAGGAAGGAAAAAAAAACAAGUGGUGUGGACUGCUUGUCACGGGCUCAUGAUUUACAAUGUUGUAUGGCUCAAGUUCUGCUUAUCAUUUUGUUUUACUCUCAUCACAUAUUUGAAUAAUUUUUUCACACUAUUUCCUUCACUUAGUAUAUAGAUAUACAUAAGUAUGUAUGGGAAGACUGAUUAAUACAAUUUAGUCAAACACUUGCAUUACGUGCACGAUGAAAGUGUCUGUAUGACAUACUCAUGGCCACAGUGUCUAAUUAUAUUGCCAGUAAAAUUACCAAAUAUUCUCAACACUGAUGUCGCACGCAUUUUUAGACCUAAUUAAAAACAUUUUCGUGGCAGAAGUUUGUCAUACAGAAUUGUAUAUGAAUAACUUUUUUUUCUUAUUUACAUAAUGACAUGUACAAAAUAUUAUUACUUGUGAUAUAUAUUUUGAUAUUUUGCAAGCAGACACUGAUGGCCCUCAGUGUGUUUCUUCUUCACCUGACUCCCUGAGCAGCUUCCAUGAAGUGCAGUAGUGUGAUGCUUAUGAGUAUCAUUCAGGUAGAGGCCUCCUAUUACAUUUGUACCUUUACCCUCCUAUGACCCAUAGUAAGGUACUGUACAUGCCAUGCAUAUUUGGGUUGUGCGAUAUUGUAACUACAGCUCAGCCAACUACCAACAUUCACAACAAUAUAAUACUUAAAAAUCUUGUAUAAAACUAAACCUAUUUGUUCUGCCUGUCAGUGCUACAGAUUUGUAGGUCACCUUUAUUAGCUUCCACUAUGCACAGUAUUAGGGACUAGACAUGUCGUCCAAAGUGUUAGCUGAUAAUUUUGGAGAAAUCACAAGCAACGUGACAAACUAUGUUUAACCCUUUUCAAGUGUCAUUAAAUAACAACCCAGGUAAUCCCCACAUGGGUACUUUGUAAGGAUCGUUGCCUUGGCAGUUGCGGCUUCAGGCAACCUAUGAGACAUAAGAUAUUUUUAGAAAUUGUGGUUAUUUUAUGGGGAUGGAAUGGGAAAAUAGCUAAAAACAGUAGGAAGCUCAUAUCGGAGUAGUACUGAAUUCAUUGUUGAUAACAUGUAUAAUAAUAAUAAUAAUAAUAAUAAUAAAUAUAUAUUUUAAGAAAUAUGA
This is a messenger RNA of Scylla paramamosain (green mud crab), 3557 nucleotides long. It is a transcript of the gene m-cup, whose product is annotated as protein fem-1 homolog A-like. The coding region runs from base 205 to 2127 and encodes 640 amino acids. The transcript has 2 exons. NCBI's taxonomy places the organism in Eukaryota, Metazoa, Arthropoda, Malacostraca, Decapoda, Portunidae. The record is from RefSeq and is a predicted model, not a curated record. Gene Ontology annotation, molecular function: protein binding.